Molecule: messenger RNA, 2658 nt
Organism: Macadamia integrifolia
Lineage: Eukaryota; Viridiplantae; Streptophyta; Magnoliopsida; Proteales; Proteaceae
Product: protein SIEVE ELEMENT OCCLUSION B-like
Exons: 7
Coding region: 193-2409 (738 amino acids)
Biological process (GO): phloem development
Source: RefSeq, a predicted model, not a curated record
CAAGAAAGCUCUGCAACUCUAAAAGCAAAGCAGAACAUUCAAGAGAAAGGAGGAUGGAUGAGAGGAUUGAAGAUGGAAGCUCCUUCGCUCUCUUUAGCUAUAUAAGUUGUGAUAUUUGGCUUAGGCAUUAUACCAAACAACUUAUCUAUACAUUUUCCUCAACGUGGAUACACCAACAGAAAGAAAGAAAACAUGCUAAGCAUGGUGGCAAGCACUCCGAGAUCAAGGACUCCGGCCAUCAGUAAUGAUGAAGCAGAUCUUGAAGGUGAGCAAAUUCUGGCCACCAACGAUGAUGUAGCAGAUUUUGAGGGUGAGGGUCACAGUCAGUUCACCACCUUAGAAGACAAUGUGAUGAUGAAGCAGAUCCUGACCACCCAUGAUAAUCAUAAUUUUCACAAGGUUGAUCUCAAGCCCCAUCUCCAACUCAUUGAGGAAAUUCUCCGACACUCCACCACUCUCAAACGCACCAAUAUUCAUGACCUGCAUGUUUCUUCACUAAUGGAAAGCUUGGAUGAGAAGUCCCAAAAGGUCGACUUCGUAGGUAUGCUUGAAGCAUUGGCUUGCACCAUACACAAGAUCUCUUGCGAGAUAUCCAGCAAGUGCUCUAAGGGUGAGAGUGGGGGUGGGGAUGCACACUCGAUAACAGUGGCACUGUUCAAGUCCCUAUCAAAAUUCUCUUGGGAUGCAAAGGUGUUGGUGGCCUUAACAGCCUUUACCAUCACCUAUGGGGAGUUCUGGCUGGUUGAGGAGCUCUACCUAACACAUCCGUUGGCCAUGUCCAUAGCGCUACUGAAGCAAUUACCUAACAUAUUUGAGCAAUCGGAGAAACUAAGGCCCAUUUUUAAAGAGCUAUGGAGACUUAUCAAAGCCAUGUUCAAUGUGACCAAAUGCAUCAUCCAAUUCCAUGAGCUACCACCUCAGUACAUCUCCCCGGACCAACCACCCAUGUUGGUGGCAACCACCUUCAUCCCCACUGCUGUUUACUGGACCAUCAGGAGCGUCGUCACCUGUACAUCCCAGAUUAUUGGCCUUAUUGGUUUGGAUCAUAAAUCUAUUCCAUUGACCACUGAAGCUAGUGAGAUGUCAAGCUUAGCACAAAAGGUCAACAACAUACAUGAAAACCUUACAAAGCAACUCGGUCUUUGCAAUCAACAUAUUACUGAGAAGAAACAGGUCGAACAUUAUAACACACUGGUGGAACUCUUUGAAACAACCCAUGUUGACAACAUGAAGAUUCUCAAGCCAUUGAUUGACAAUGAGGAUGAUUCGCAGCCAUUUCUUCAACAAUCCAUGGGAAAAAGGGUUGGUGUUGAAAUACUGAGAGGGGUGUAUGUAUCAUUGCUAAUAUCGGACUUGAACAUCUCCCAAGAAGAAGUCGUGAUUCUGAAAGAGUUGACGAGAGUCGUAUUGUGGCUCCCCGUGGUGGAUAGGUCCCUCCCAUGGACCAAAGCCAGGCAAAGAGACUUUGACCGAGUGCAGUCAAAUAUAUCAGGAGAGUGGUACUCAAUACACCCUUCCUUGAUCCAUCCAGCAGUGAUAAAGUACGCCAAGGAGAUAUGGCACUUUAACAAGAAGCCAAUCCUUGUUAGUUUGGACUCAGAGGGCAGGGUUCAUAACCCCAACUGCUUCCAUACUGUGUGGAUUUGGGGAUGGUGGGGCAGAACUUUACCCGAAGAGGAAAGGUUGUGGAGGACAGAGGCCUGGAGACUUCAAAUCUUGGUAGAAACUGGAUUUGAUCACUUAGGACGCGAUGAAAACUUACUCGAUUGGAUACGUGGAGAACAAUUCAUUUGCCUAUAUGGAGGAGAAAACAUAGAUUGGAUAAGGGACUUCACGACAACAACAAGAGAAGUGGCACAGGCAAUAGGUAUCCCAUUCCAGAUGAUGUACAUGGGGAAGAGAAACCCAAAUAAGGAGCAAGUAAGGAAGAACAUCGACAUUAUCACCAUAGAAAAACUUAGUUAUUGCUGGAAAGACCUCACACUCAUCUGGUACUUCUGGAUCAGACUAGAGAGCAUGUUAUACUUCACGAUGCAGCUUGGCAACACCAUCGAUAAUGACCCUAUAAUGAAGGGGAUCAUGAAAUUGCUCAUCUUCGAUGCCAGUGAGCAUGGAUGGGCGUUGAUAAGUAAGGGAUCAGAAAUCAUGGCCAUAGCCAAGGGGGACAUCAUCUUGACAUGCUUCAAGGAGUAUAACGAUAGGUGGAAAGAAAACGCUAAAAUUAAGGGUUUCAUUCUGGCACUCAUUGAUCACUUGGAACAGCUGCACACCCCACAUCACUGCAAUUGCCUCAUCCUGCCGGAGACCGAAGACCGGAUGAUCCCCAAGAUACUGGUUUGUACUGAGUGUGGCUGCCCUAUGGAGAAGUCUGUGUCCUUGACUGCCAUGUACAGCUGCUGCAACGAUUAGUUGUGCCUCCCAAUUGGUAGUCUAUGUAGUAUUGAUGUCAAUCGUGGCCAGUAUGAUAAAGUAUCAACUGAUAUAUUAAAUAUCAUACCAAUACACGAAAACAUGUUUUGUGUGCUAUAAUUAGGGGUGUCAACUAGUCAGGCUCAAUUGAGUUAGGUCAGGUUUCAGAUUUUAAUUGAUCAAUUUCUACUAAUUGGGCCUUAAACGGGUGUUAAAUGAGCUUAUGCAGCAUUUAUAUUCUACUUUUCA